AUGAAACAAAUAACAUUUAUAAUCUUUUUGAUUUUAUUGACUAUUAAAGUUAGUGAAUCAGUGACUUGUGUCAAUCCAGAAGGAAAAGCAGUCAAAUGGUGGAUUCAUUUGGCAGAUGCCGAUUCAGCUUCACAAGACAAUAUGUAUGCAAGAGGACUUUACUAUGAUAAUCUUCUAGAUUUGAUGAAAAAACAUGUUGAUCAAGCAAAUGGUCCGACCAUAACAGACCAACAAUUUAAGGAUAAAAAAUAUUUAGGAUUGGAAUGGUAUCAUGACCAAGGUAAUGAAUAUAGAGUAAUUGAUAAGAGUGUUUUCUAUCAUGGUCAUGUCAAGUCAUUGUACGUUUAUGAUUUGAGAGAUGAUGAUGCAACAAAGAAUACCGGGUUUUUCGUUUCACAUUCAAUGAGAAUGCCAGAUUUAAAGAGUAGUACAGAUGGUUUGUACGAGAAAGCAAGUGGUGUUCAACCAUCACAACAUAAUACCAAAGCUGUUUUUGUUCGUUCAAAGGAUAAUCGCAGAUACUUUCAACCAGAACUCACUCUGAAAGCUCCUUUGGAUCAAUGUGAUAAACAAUGGGGACAAUAUGUUCACAGCGAUCGAUUUAGAGAUUGGAACAAUGCUGAUGGAGAUCUCAUUCUCAAAAAACUGUUUACCAAUACGGAUUCAUACACAAUUACCAAAAAAUAUUGUAUGGAGAAUGGAGGACCAUUUACACUUGGUUCUUUCGAAACAUUUUCAUUUUAUGCUCGAUUGAAGACACCUUGCAAUUCACAUGAUAAAACAACAGCCUUUUUUAAAGCUUCAAUUCAAGACAAUGACAUGAAGAAUGAAAAAGUAUUCAGUAAAUGUUUUGCGUUGAACUAUGGCAAGGAAAUCACUGAUUAUACUAAGUUUGAGAAUAACCAUUUCAAAAAAUAUGGUUGGUUUGAAGAUGAAAAUCCAAUCAAAGUAGAAAUGUUGUCCAACACUCAUUGUUUUAGAAAAGAUAUUCCAAAAGAUGAUUCGAUUUGUUAUGAAGGAAAGAGAGUUUGUAGUUUCACAGACUUUGGAAUGGACCCAUAUUUAUUGGUUGCACAACACUAUGAGUCAAACUUUUUUGUUAGUACCGAUCAAGAAGGAUUCCCAUCAUUGAUUGGAACAACAUUUAGUAUUCGAAACAUUGUUACUUGGAGUCCAUUAUGGAGUGGAGAAAAAGGAAAAGAUGGAUCACUUGGAGAAUCUAGAAGCAGACAUGAAAAGUUGAUGGUUUCCAAAUCAAAGAAUAUCAUUUGUCUUGGUGAUUCAAAUCGAAAUGAUUAUUCAGUUCAUCAUGCUGGAACAAUUUUUUGUAUUAAGAGUGAAAUUUUAGCAAAGAAAGUUCAUCAAUCGAUUGGAUCAUUCAAUCUUUACAGACAAUUCAACUUUGGUAAUAUCAAGAGAAAAGGAUUAAAUUAUUCUCCAUUUGAAAGUACCAAGCCAGUUUGUUAUCUUUAUGCUCAGAGUUUAUAUCAUCCAAUCGCUGAAGUUUCAGUGGAUAUGAAAUUCUUUGAAAGAAUAGGAUCAACCCCUCUCACCAAUUCAUUGAUCACUCCAGGAGAACCAAGUAUAGAUCAAAUUGAAUCUGAGAAAAUAAAACAGGCACUUGAAGGUUUGAAACAUGGCCAACUACACACCAGACAACACACAAAACAUAUAAAAGUUGACGAAGAAUAUGCAAAAAAACGAGCAUUUGAAGAUCCUAUUAGUCAACAGCUAAAGAAAAAGAGAAAGUAA
Molecule: messenger RNA, 1752 nt
Organism: Heterostelium album PN500
Lineage: Eukaryota; Evosea; Eumycetozoa; Acytosteliales; Acytosteliaceae
Exons: 8
Coding region: 1-1752 (583 amino acids)
Biological process (GO): apoptotic DNA fragmentation
Molecular function (GO): deoxyribonuclease II activity
Source: RefSeq, a predicted model, not a curated record